AUGGAUGCGACACAAUUACGCGAAAUCCUUGAGCAACCUUCCCACGAGGAAUCUACCCUGGAUGCCAAACCUACGGGCGCCUAUAGUAGGGCCAACUUUCAGGUUGGCGCUGACGCAUCAGGCUGUGACGCUCGCGGCCCUACAUCCAAACCAUCUGGACAUCGGUACACUGCAGGUUGGAGGUCGCAAAGCAGUAGCUGCGAGAAAAAUUCACGCAAGUUGGAACUUCCAGUUAUCGGCCUCAGUCUCUCAACUUAA
Dibothriocephalus latus is the source of this 258-nucleotide messenger RNA. The record is from the annotation of a GenBank genome assembly. NCBI's taxonomy places the organism in Eukaryota, Metazoa, Platyhelminthes, Cestoda, Diphyllobothriidea, Diphyllobothriidae.